GAUAAGCUUGAACGUUUCUUAGAGAGCUUUCGAAAAUGGAGAAGCAACCUAAAUCAAAAAACAAGAUCCUCAAGUUUUUACCCAAAGCAGCUUCUGCCGUAUACUUCCAAAACCCUGCAUUUAGCCCUGGUCGAGACAAGAGAUCAGAUAAUCAUUUCCACAGGUUCAAAGCUCAUGCCGGUAAAGGAUUUUCCGGUCCCAUAGUUCCCAUGAUCCCCGAUGAAGUUAGACGGAAACCCAAGAAUGGUAGCUUCGAUACCCAAGAACCCACCUCGCCUAAAGUGUCUUGCAUGGGCCAAAUCAAACACAAGAAGAAGAUGGUGAGCAACUGCAAGGCGGCCAAACGUGCUUCGCCUCCUCGAGAAACAAAGCCUGCAUCGUCUCCACGAGAGGUAAAGAAACAUGGUUCCACGAUUAAGAGGCUCUUUACCAGUGGUAAAACGACUGAGAGGAGGAGGAGAUCUGAUGCUUCUGUCUAUGAUAAGCAAGCACUUUCAGCUGAUAGAGCACCUUCUUUGAAUCAGAUGAAGCGGUUUGCGAGCGGUCGUGAUACUUUUGCCAACUUUGACUGGACGGCUCAUCAGAUUGCUCCGUUGGAUUCAGAUCAGCGGGAUUAUUGUUCCGAUGAAGAAGACAGAAUACACAGUGAUGAAGAAGAUGAAGAGGUGAUUAUUCCUUUUUCUGCGCCUAUAAUAGGUGGUGACUUGCAGCCAAGAAAAGAAGUUAAUCUAUGGAAGAGAAGAACCAUGAAUCCACCUAAGCCUCUCCAACUGAAUUUAACGGUUUAAGCAAUGUGAAAAGAUACAAAUUUUCUUCUUCCAUUUAGUAUUUGGUUAUUUUUAUGGUUAUGCUUAUCUUAGAUUGGAGAAUUAAGCACAGAGUGAAAUUAAUCUCUAUGUAAUUAAAUAUACAGAUUGAUUGUAUGUUCAUAUCAAUUAUUACUCUGUGAAUUUCAUAACCUUAAUCAAUUUGAUUUAUUC
Manihot esculenta (cassava) is the source of this 980-nucleotide messenger RNA. RefSeq lists its product as uncharacterized. The record is from RefSeq and is a predicted model, not a curated record. The coding region runs from base 36 to 788 and encodes 250 amino acids. NCBI's taxonomy places the organism in Eukaryota, Viridiplantae, Streptophyta, Magnoliopsida, Malpighiales, Euphorbiaceae. The transcript has a single exon.